This is a messenger RNA of Epinephelus fuscoguttatus (brown-marbled grouper), 2611 nucleotides long. Its product is annotated as dickkopf-related protein 3-like. The record is from RefSeq and is a predicted model, not a curated record. Gene Ontology annotation, molecular function: receptor antagonist activity; co-receptor binding. The coding region runs from base 2060 to 2611 and encodes 183 amino acids. Gene Ontology annotation, biological process: multicellular organism development; negative regulation of canonical Wnt signaling pathway. Gene Ontology annotation, cellular component: extracellular region. Lineage: Eukaryota; Metazoa; Chordata; Actinopteri; Perciformes; Serranidae. The transcript is spliced from 4 exons.
ACAGGCCACUCAUUAGGAAGGUUUUCGUGAAACAUUAUUCAUGGUGAGGUAGUUCAGAGUUGGGGGUUCAACAGCCAUUGACUGCAUUAUUUAUGAUAUCACUUUUUCAAUAUCAUUGCCAUAUCGUUCUUAAACCAGUGUGGGACUAUUUGGGGCUGAAUGAUGUGAGGAAAAUAUCUAAUUACAAAUCUUCUGACCAGUUUUGUUACUGUGAUUCAAAUAGCAAUAAUUUCUAGAAAUUAAACCCCGCAGACCUGUAUUGUAUUGUAUUGUAUUGGUGGCCUACAUAAUAUUAUGUGUAUAUAGUACAGACAUCGGCAUGGAGAGAGGAUAUUAACAAGACGACAGCCAAGACUCUUGGAGUUUGGUCAGCUCACAGUAUUAAAUAUAAUCAGCUACAGCUGAGUAAAUUUGGUGGAAGCAGUCAUCUUGACAGUUGGGAAAGUUAUUGACUACACUCACUUGUUUUUACAGCUUGGUAAGAAAUUUAUAAUGUUAUUAAAAUUGAGUGUCUUGUGAUGUGAAAACGUUAAAAUUAUGAUUGAACGCGGUCAAUUGUUAUGCCCUAGAAUUCACUGUACACAUUUUGUAACAAGAAGACCAUUUGUUGCCCAUUGGAAAAACAAAAAUGAGUAUUGGAUCUUCAGUGCAACACACUUGAGUUUUUAAUUUGCAUAUUGAAGAAAUGAAUUUCUAACAAGAUUUUGGACCAUUGGUCAAAUGAAAUGUAAUUUGAGUACGUCCUUGGGAUGUGGGAAAUUUUAAUGAGCAUUUUCUUUUUUUUUUCCUGGCUUUUUUAUUUUGUGGGAAACAAAAAAUCAAUCAAUGAUUUGCAACAUGGAAUCAACCAAGGUACAACUCCAUUAAAUGUGAUCCUGUCAGCUCCUUGUACAUUGUAAUUUAGUCCUUAUUUGCAUCUUCCUAGACUGCAUUCCUAAUUUUUAAGCUGCAGCGUGUGUGUUCAUGGCAUCCCGGAUGGUUCUGGUAAAUCCAUGGUUUCAGGUUGUGGAAUAAUUUAUCUGUAGAUUUUUGCAGAGUUACUUCUGUUGCUUUACAAAUUAAAUCCAUCAAAGACUCUGAGUUCCAGAAUCCGACUGUCUCCAUGUCUCAAAUCACUGGAGGCUUGCGUUGUAGUUUGUUCACAUACCUCGACCUCAACAAGAUGGCUGAAUGGUCGCUCUUCCGAACACAGCCAGCACCGCUCUGCAGGCACCUCUGAACGGCAUAUAGCAGUAAUAAAGAGUGCUGAUUCCCUUUGUGGCGCAUCAACAGGAACGGGACAGCACCUUACAAUCCUACUCUCACACCAGUCACCCUAAAUCACAGGUGUCCUCUCCUUCUCUCACCAGAGUCCUCUGCUCUGUCAGAUUGCCAUAUAGAAAAAGAGCCUCCUGGUUGAAUGGUGGCGUCCAGGAAAUAGCCAAGUUUUGGUGAAAAAAAAAAAGAAUAUUAUAGUUCCUGAUAUCCUGUUAAAAACUGAUGUGGGCACAGAGGUCGUCCAAUUAUCCAGUGCCCGUACAAUGCCUAGCAGGAUGCUAGUUCAGCUGAUGACCAUAUUCUCUAUCUUCCUUCGAUGUUUGCUGAUGUUUACAUUUGAAAACCUCUUCUCAGCUAGCUAGUGGAGGUCGGCAGAUAAGGAGAUCAGUCCAUAACGAAAAUUAAAGUUGUAGCCCUGCAUUUUAUUUCAUACACAUUUCAUAAAAAAAGAUAUAAUAAAUGUUGGUGAGGAAAGUAUGUCCACCCUUAUUUACCCCUUUCCCUCUAAUGGGUCGCUCUCUUUCCUCCACAAACCUGCAUAUUUCUGUUUGUAUCAAAAGUCAUUCAUGAUAAUAUCAUCAUCAGGAUGAAAACCAUUGACUGACAUUGACAUGAAUAAUAACUUCACUAAAACAUGUAUUUAUUUUAUUUUGUGUGCUUUUUUCCAGCCAUUUUUCCAUGACAUAAUCAAGCCUUGAUGUGGUGAAUCAGAGAGGAUCAGAGUUGAUGCCACAGUAGGAAAGUGGUUCCUAACCCUGGGAAUGGCACCCUAAGAGGAGUCGUAGGAUCACUCUAAGGAGUCAUGAGUUUGUUAGUGGAAAUGUUGGGGAAUCUGUGGAUGCUCUGCCUGUGUCUCUGCUUCUCCUGGGCCGAGGCUCGGAUAUGGGCCUGGAUGCUCAACAUGCCCCACAGCCCUCCAAAAGAAGGAGCAAAGGCACUUAGAGAAAGCUCUCCUGUAGUGAAAGCAACCAUGGCCGUGUGCGAGCAUGACAGGGCCUGUGGGCGAGGUUUCUACUGUGAUCGGCACUUUGGUCUUUGUGUUCCGCUGCGAGGGGAGGGCCACUACUGUCGGAGGGAUGCCCAGUGUGUCCGCGGUCUCAGCUGCAUGUUUGGGAAGUGCCACCGCAGCAUCCCCAACGGACAAGAGGGUGCCAGAUGUAAAGUUGACAGAGAUUGCGGGGCAUCCAUGUGCUGCGCUCGACACCACGGUGAGCAGGUGUGCAAAAGACGUCUGAUCCGCGGCGAGAGCUGCUAUGUCCCCGACGGCGGUCUGGCGUUCAGCAUAAACCAGAUUUGUCCCUGUGAUGAGGGGCUGCUGUGUCGAGAAAACGUUGCAGUACACCAGAGAGAGUGA